AUGCUGUUUCCCGAAAGCACACGAGUGUUCGUGUCGUUCUUCGUGUUCGGACUCCUCAACAACAUCCUCUAUGUGGUGAUCCUCUCGGCAGCUAUCGAUUUGGUGGGCUCUUCCACCCCCAAAGCCGUGGUUCUUUUGGCAGAUAUUAUUCCAUCAUUUACCAUCAAGUUGACUGCGCCGUUUUUUGUCCAUCUCCUCCCGUACCAGACCAGGAUUUGGCUGUUGGUGGGUCUCUCGUCUGUGGGAAUGCUUGUGAUCAGUUUGUCCCAUGCCAUUCCCUUGAAAAUCGUGGGAAUCGCGUUGGCAUCCUUAUCGUCAGGGUUGGGUGAGAGCACUUUCUUGCAAUUGACCCACUUCUACCGAGAAGAGUGGGCUAUUGGAGGGUUCUCUAGUGGUACAGGUGGUGCCGGUCUUUUUGGCAGCUUUUUGUUCAUGUUCAUGACCAAUGUGUUGGGAAUGAAGGUGUGGGUUGUUUUGUUUUUGUUUUCGGUAGCACCCUUCGGGUUCAUUGGGGUAUUCUACGGGGCUCUUCCGAAGCCAGAAGCCUCGAGUGGGUUUCCUGGAUUGGAUCUCGAAAGGCCUUCGUCGUCUUACCAAUUUAUCGGGUCAGAUCCAGACAUUUCUGCGGAAGAAGAAGCUGCAUCGGGCUCCAUAACAACCACGGCACACGUCAUGGCCACCAUCAACAAAAUCAAGCCGCUAGUUCUUCCGUACAUGGUGCCUCUCAGCUCCGUUUACAUCUCGGAAUACGUGAUCAACCAAGGCAUCUCACCCACGUUAUUGUUUCCCUUGGAAGACUUACCCAGGUGGCUAUUCUCCUCGUACAGGGAUAUAUACGUGGUUUACGGAUUCCUCUACCAGUUGGGAGUGUUUGUGUCGCGGUCGUCAGUCAAUUUCGGCAUUCGGAUCAAGAAUUUGUAUUGGCUCUCCGCACUCCAGUUCUUCAAUGUGUUGAUCACAUUGUGUCAGUCGACCUACGAUGUGCCGUUCAGUCUGAUCUGGCUCUUGUUGGUGUUGGUGUUCUACGAAGGGCUCUUGGGUGGGUUCCUGUACAUCAAUACAUUUAUGUCUGUCAGCGAAGAAGUUCCGCUGUCCAGACGAGAGUUCAGUAUGGGAGCUGUUUCCAUCAGUGACAGUUUUGGCGUGGUGAUGGCAGGAUGCAUCAACUGGUGGCUCGAGGCGAAGUUGUGUGGGUGGCAGGUCCAGAGAGGCCGUGACUGGUGCAGGUACGGAGGAACUGCCUAG
This is a messenger RNA of Suhomyces tanzawaensis NRRL Y-17324, 1245 nucleotides long. RefSeq names its product amino acid transporter. The coding region runs from base 1 to 1245 and encodes 414 amino acids. Gene Ontology annotation, cellular component: vacuole; membrane. Lineage: Eukaryota; Fungi; Ascomycota; Pichiomycetes; Serinales; Debaryomycetaceae. The transcript has a single exon. Gene Ontology annotation, biological process: regulation of intracellular pH. The record is from RefSeq and is a predicted model, not a curated record.